AUGUCAUUUCAGAAUCUUCGAACUUACGAUCCAUUCGCUGAAGAAGGAGAGUCUAAGGUAGAGGGAGGAGUCGUCCAUAUUCGAAUACAACAAAGAAAUGGUCGCAAAACUCUUACCACUGUUCAAGGGAUUCCUGAAAGAUUCGACAAACGUAAAAUCCUGAAGUAUUGCAAGAAACAUUUUGCUUGCAAUGGUACAGUAGUCGAACACGACGAGUACGGAGAAGUUUUACAAUUUCAGGGUGAUCAAAGAGACAAUCUCAAGUCAUUCCUGUGUAAUGUUUGGGUGCAUCUCUGUACAUUUACUCUGAUUUGGCUUUUAAAGACUCUGCAGUACUCUCUUCCUAUCUAUUAA
Messenger RNA from Trichobilharzia regenti, 354 nucleotides. NCBI's taxonomy places the organism in Eukaryota, Metazoa, Platyhelminthes, Trematoda, Strigeidida, Schistosomatidae. The record is from the annotation of a GenBank genome assembly.